AUGACACAGCAGCAGUUCGAGGCCGCUUGGAGGACCGACCAUCUGGUGUCUUUGUCCUUCACCUGCGGGUUGGUCACUUGUCGACUUUCAGUUGUUCGCCGUGCCGCUUUCAUCUUCGGCAUCGGACAGAAUCACAUUGUCUUUACCACUGUGGCUGUCCUGGCCACCACAAGAAUCAUCCAGGUCAUCUGGAGGCCAAGAGGUCUUUCACCGAAACUCCAGGGAAGACGCGCAUGUUUUGUAAAUCCGCGGAAGAGAACAGCUUCAUCCAGUUUACUCUGCUCCAAGGAAGAUCCGUUGGAGGAUUGCUGGAUCAGUGGGGACAGUGAUCUGCGCAACAUGAAGCCUGGAGAGCUUUUCUAG
Messenger RNA from Aspergillus tanneri, 363 nucleotides. RefSeq lists its product as uncharacterized. The transcript is spliced from 2 exons. NCBI's taxonomy places the organism in Eukaryota, Fungi, Ascomycota, Eurotiomycetes, Eurotiales, Aspergillaceae. The record is from RefSeq and is a predicted model, not a curated record. Bases 1 to 363 code for a protein of 120 amino acids.